CGCGCCGACGUCUGGCUGCCACGACUUGCCGUCUGCGGCGGCGGCGGCGGCGAGCGGAUCCCGCAGGGGAAGGAGGAGGAGGAGGGAGAGCAAAGGGGGCUGUGAGUGAGCGGGAGAAGCGGGGUGUGAGCAGGGCUUGCCCGCGGGAGGGAGAACGAGCGCGAGCCGAGCCAGCCAUCCGAGCCGCCUCCUCCUCCUCCCCUCGGCGUCCCGCCCCCGCCUGCCGGCCCGCCCUCCUCCCUUCUCAGCUAGCAGAGCUCGAGUGAGGCGCAGCACGGCUCGCGCCGCUGUCCAGGACAGGUGUGUGCGCGCGCGCGCGCGCGCCCUCCUCCUCCUCUCCCCCCCCUUCCUCGCGCCUGCCUAGCGCGCGCCCUCCCUCACCUGCGGCAGGACAGCGCCCGCCCGCCCGGAUCUCGCGAGAGUGGCUGACUGGCUGUGGGGGUUGCGGCGGCAGCAGGCGGAGCCGGGGAGGGAAAGCAGCGGCGGCUGAGGCGACUGAGGCGGCGGCGGGCGGAGCGGCAGGCGGCGGCGAGGCGGCGAGGCGGCGGAGCGCAGCAUCAUGGCGGACCGAGACAGCGGCAGCGAGCAGGGUGGUGCGGCGCUGGGCUCGGGCGGCUCCCUGGGGCACCCGGGCUCAGGCUCGGGCUCCGGCGGGGGCGGUGGUGGCGGCGGGGGCGGCGGCGGCAGUGGCGGCGGCGGCGGCGGGGCCCCGGGGGGGCUGCAGCAUGAGACGCAGGAGCUGGCCUCCAAGCGGGUGGACAUCCAGAACAAGCGCUUCUACCUGGACGUAAAGCAGAACGCCAAGGGCCGCUUCCUGAAGAUCGCUGAGGUGGGCGCGGGCGGCAACAAGAGCCGCCUCACUCUCUCCAUGUCAGUGGCCGUGGAGUUCCGCGACUACCUGGGCGACUUCAUCGAGCACUACGCACAGCUGGGCCCCAGCCAGCCACCCGACCUGGCCCAGGCGCAGGACGAGCCGCGCCGGGCGCUCAAGAGUGAGUUCCUGGUGCGCGAGAACCGCAAGUACUACAUGGAUCUCAAGGAGAACCAGCGCGGCCGCUUCCUGCGCAUCCGCCAGACGGUCAAUCGGGGGCCCGGCCUGGGCUCCACGCAGGGCCAGACCAUUGCGCUGCCCGCACAGGGGCUCAUCGAGUUCCGUGACGCUCUGGCCAAGCUCAUCGACGACUACGGAGUGGAGGAGGAGCCGGCUGAGCUGCCCGAGGGCACCUCCUUGACUGUGGACAACAAGCGCUUCUUCUUCGAUGUGGGCUCCAACAAGUACGGUGUGUUUAUGCGAGUGAGCGAGGUGAAGCCCACCUACCGCAACUCCAUCACCGUGCCCUACAAGGUGUGGGCCAAGUUCGGACACACCUUUUGCAAAUACUCGGAGGAGAUGAAGAAGAUUCAAGAGAAGCAGAGGGAGAAGCGAGCUGCUUGUGAGCAACUCCACCAACAGCAGCAGCAGCAGCAGGAGGAGACCGCCGCUGCCACCCUGCUACUGCAGGGUGAGGAAGAAGGGGAAGAAGAUUGAUCAGACUUAAUGGAAAAAGAACCCACACACAUGCAUACACACACACACACACACACAGCCACACACACAGAAAAUAUACUGUAAAGAGAAAAUAAAAAGUAAAAAAGUAAAAAAAAAAACAAACUUAACUCCAAGGGAGCACCACCCACAGAACCUCCACCAACUGACAGUUUCUCUUCUUGACUUGCCACCCAUCGCUGGAUGUUGUCCACUUUAUCCACCAUAUAAAACAGUAAGCAGCUGCUAAAACAAAAAACAAAAAAUAGAAAAAGUAAUAACAUUAUAUGAACUGUGUUUCCUACUUGAUUAAAAAAUAUAAAGAACUGAGUGUUUAUUUCCCUAAUUAACCAAGAACUUUUGUACACGUUUAAGCUAUUAUUAUUAAAAGUGUUUGCAAAAUGGUCAAGAUUAUAAUAUUGCUGAAUUAUAUAAAAGUCCUUUUCAUGUUGAGCUAACAUUUGACUUUAGCACAAAAAAGAGAUAUUUUAGAACACGUAAAAUAAUAUUUUUAGUUUUUCUCAUUUUGUUACCAAAUUUCAAACCUUACAUGGAGGUUAUUAUAGUAUAUUUGACACCCUAUAUACCUGUGAUUAGAGAUGUGUAUAUAUAUGAGGGCUAGGCAUGCUGUGUGUCUGAGCUUUGUCUAAAUGUUAUGCAGAAGUUUGUAGAGUUAAAGGUACGUAGGUUUAAUUCAUGCAAGGUAAACAAUAAGUGCUCUCUUUUAUACAAUAUGCAUUGCAUCUGGACCUUAAACAUAUAAAAAUGGUCAGUGAAACUUCUGUGAACAUGAAGAAAUUAUUAAAAAAGGCAUUUAAAUGAAAUUUGCUAAGUUGUGAUUUUUACGGUUGGAACCAAAGUUAUUCAAAUAGCAAAAGGAAAAAGAAAAAGAGAGAAAAAGGAAAUCUCCCAUAAUAUUUUUCUGCAUCUGUUUGCUUUGACUGAGUAGGCGUUUUGUCAUUAUUGUGUAUAUGAGAUGUACUUGUAUCGUUCAUAAUAUAUUUUUUUUAUUAUGUGUAGAAAGAUUUUAAAAACUUAACUAACGUGCAGCAAUUUCCAGUGAACCUGUACUUGGACAUCAGGUAGUGAGUCUAUUUGUGGUCACUAGCACUGUCUCCUAAACUUGUAAGAGGUCCGAAGCUAUCCUUUGGUUUUUGCCAGUGCUAUUAACUUAUGUAGACCUGUUAAAAAGCAGAGCAACACAAUUACAGUUAUCCUACUGAGCCAUGGAUUCUGAGUUUCAUUUAAAAAGAGAAAGUCAAGUUAAGUUGGUGUAUGUAAAGGAUUUCCAUGUAGCUGUGGUGCUAGUUAUUACUGGCUACAUUAUAUGCUAAGUGUAUUUGUGUUCCCCAAGUGUACAAGCCUUCUAUCAAAAGUAUGUUCUAUAAUUCAUAUAUUCAAGGUGUAGGGUAUGAAAAUGGAAAGCUUAGGAGAGCACUUUACCAAGCUGGUGUCCUCCAAACUGAAAUUGUUUGUAACGAUAGUCUUUUACAGGUUUUCAUUUAAAGAUGUUUGUGUGCUUUUAAUUGACAACUAACUUCUUGCUGCUGUAUAGUAAAAUAUUAAUAUAUUUUUAUCAUUAAACUGCUGCAUGACUAUCAUCUUUUGAGUGAAGAGAAAAUGUUAUAAAAAAGAUGCCUUAAACAGUACAUUUUGGUUUGGAAUUCUGUAGAAAGUAUUUUGGUUAAAAAAAAAAAGAUUUUGUCUGACAGUGAGAGUUCUGGGGAUGGAAUUGUUUCUUGGCAAAUCCAGACAUAUAGAUCUAACUGCUGUAUGUAGGAGACAUCACCUGUAGGAGCUGGAAGGUGUCAGUGCUUCUCAUAUUGUAAAGCAUUGGCCUAGGAAGGUGAAACAGUUGUCUUUUUGAAGGAUUUUUUUUCUGCUGGUUCUUUGGGUUUGAUUUGAUAUUUUUAAGCUCCCUGGUUGAGUGUGUUGUCUUUGUUUUUUAGAUCUACUGUAUGUGUUGAAUAACAAGCUAUUUCCAUUGUACUGUGCAUUUUCCCAUUAAAUUGUUUGCUUUUAAUAUUCAUACAAUGUUAAAUAUGAGGUGACCGUACAAUAGUUAGGAGUUUCUUUACUUACAAAAUCACUGGAAAUGAUUAAAUUGCUUUCCCCCUUUCCCAAAGGUGCAUUUUUCUUAUUUCCAUAUAGUAAAGUUGAGCUUUUACAGUGCAUAAUGUGACAUUUGGAAUGCUUAUCAACUGCAUGUAAACAUUAAUAACCUGCACUUUUUUUGUCUUAAAAUUUGUUGAGCUGUUUUGUUCACUGUACUUUAACUGUGAUAUGGAAAAGACUGCAUUCUCUGUGCUGUUACUAGUUAGGAAAGAGAAUUGCUUUGAUUUUGUCUCUUGUUUACUAUAGCUUCUUAAAGUUAAGCCUUGUACUACAGGUUGUUGGAGUACUCCUAGAUCAGUGUUUCAUAGUAGCCAGCAAUAAGUAGUGCAGGUCAACAAAAACACAGCAAACUUAGGCAAAGUGUCCUUCCUUUGAGAUGCGAGUUCUUUCAUGAGGUUUUCUUUAGGGUCAGAGUUACCUAAAGUGAAACCUUUCUUACCUAUAGACUUCAGAUUCUGCUUGGAAUCCUACCGGAUCAAGAAGCACACGUAUUGUGCAAUUGUCUUUACACUAUAACAGUUAAACACAAUCUUACUAAGGUUUUGAAACCAUUGUCUGAUUUAUGGUCAGUGGGUUUAAAAACAAAUCCACAUGCAGAUCAUUUAAGACUUAAGAGAUGAUCAUAGAAAAGACUAAGUGACUGUAAAGAUGCUUUUUUUUGCAUCUCACUUUACCUCCCCAAGCACCCUCCCAAACCUUCUCUUCUGCCCUCUCCUAUUUCAUCUUUUCCCCACCCUUCCCCCAGGUGCUCGGUACUUUACCAAGGUCUAUAUUUCAGUGUUUUAUGUUGGAGUUUUUCCUUGUUUUUAUUUUACUAGUUGGUAAACUCUGUGCUGAAACAAAAAAGGAAAUGGUUGGUAUAUUUGACCAUAUGUGUUAUUCAUAGAAGACAGUAUGAUCAAAUGUGCCAAAAACAAGCAAACAAAACUUAAUUCCUGACAAGUAUGCCUUAUUUUUAAUGAUCUGCUUUGUCUUACAAUUAAGGUCCAAGAGCUUGGUUAAACUAUUAUUUGCCUAAGUAUAAAAGAAAACUUGAAAUGCAUUGCAAUAUUGAAGUUCUUUAAAAUGAGAGACACUGUCAAGUAAUUUAAUCUAGAGAUCAGCCACCAGAUUUGAAAUGCCCAUAUAUAUGUGUGUGUGUUUGGUGUUGUUUGUUUUUUUCUUUUAAGUCACCAAAUCUUUUUUUAAGCUACUUUUUAUUUGUGCCUCCUAUUUAUCAUGCUGAUGUUAGAAGCAGCAGUCAUCCAGCCACAGAGGGAGCUAAAGUUAACUAACCAGAACUGUAGAAAUCAUUAUACAUGCCUUUGACAACAAAGGAAGUUUAUAAGAAAAGCCAUGUCGGCUUUUCCUCCACUAGAUAAAGAUUGGAGGUAGAUGAAUAUUUGCCAAAUGGAAAAAACAAUAAUGCAAGUCAGGAAAGACAGACUUUUCCAGCUUCUCAAAAGCCAUGGAGAGUAGAAACCAAAACCAACAGGGAAAAUAAAAAACCUUGAAAGUCUCACUUUCUAGCUGUCCCAUGCAGGGGUUGAAAUUUGACUCAAAGUGGAAAAUAUAUCAAUGUGUUUUUUAGGUCUUCAUAUCUAGAGAUGGAUAACUAUUCCAAUUUGAUUUUUCAGGUAAUGGAGAAAGCUGCUAGUAAUUUUAACCCCUGCCUAAACAAGACAGAUAAUUUCAUUUGGGAGCAAAUACUUAAUGCCUUGAAAAAUAGCACUGUAAUAGCCUAUGAAAAUUAGUUGUAGAAUAACUUUUAUCCCUUUUAAACUAUGCAAAUUAUUAAACAAGUGUAAAUUAGGACUCAAAGAUAGUUGAUUAUAUUGCAAUCAGAUGGCAUUCACAAACUUAACUGGAGCAUAUACAAAUAAAAUCUAUUAGUCUAAGAGUUUUGUAUGCUAACAGAAAAAUAUAAUUUAGCUACCUAUUCUAAAAAUGGUGAAUAUUAUUAAUAUUGUAUAAUAGGACUGGGAAGACUGCCUCCUUUUUUGAAGAGAGAUUAAGGAUUUUUAUAAUUGUUUUUCAUCAAAUUUUAAUAUUUUUGUCAAAUUUUUAGGUAUUUAAUUUGUAAAACAGUUUGCUUUGUACUGGCAUACAGAAAAUAGGGUAUUGAUUUUAAACUUUUUGAAGCCAAGUGAUCAAGUACAUUUGUAAUAAAAGUCAAUGGAUCUAUAUCAGUUGUACUCACUGUUUUCAUUUCUUAUUACUAUAGGAAUGCUGUACUUUUCUGCAGGAAACUAAAUUUGGGUGGAAGGGAGGGGAAAAGAUAAGUCUGUUGAUAAUGAGAAUCUGGGUGGGUACUAUGGCCCAAGCACUUCACAUAAUUUUUAAGUCAGUUAAGAUUUGGUAUAUUAAAACGAUGCUUACUUCGAUUUUUUGUUCCUGUUUUUUUAUGGAAAUUGAUGUUUGUGGGGGUUAUCUCAUUCACUGUUUCUGUGCUUUAACAUUUUCAUUUGGCACUGUAGAAACUUUCUAAACACACUUUUCUUUUGUGACAUUUUGGGUUAUUUGCCAACUGUGGUGACCCUACCAUGGACAUGAUUAUUUUUAUCUCCCUCAAAUGGUUCACCUCCUCUUCUUCAUAUUCCCACUUAUUUUUAAAGUAUUACACACACAUUCCAGAUGAUCUUAGAAUGGCGAUUUCUGAAAUUGUUGCUUUGGUGGCUUUUACAGCUCCACAGUUCAUUUUACUAUACAUAUGAACAUAUUUUUAAGAUUUUUCCCCCCCCAAAACAUGAGAUACCAAAUCUAAUGACUUCUUUUCCCUUUUCAGAGUCUUUCCAAUAUCAGGAUGAGAUCCUGAUUUCUCAGUAAAAGCAUGCUAAAACAAGGGAAUCUUUAGCUAAAAAACUUAGGUUUGGAACAAUUGGUGAUAACUCUGAGUAUAACAUUUAUUGUUGAUUAUCCCUAAAUUUGAAUAUCUUAAUAAUUUGGAGAUAUAUAUACUUCCACAUGAGGAUUGAAUUGAGAAAAGAAUUUAUUGGCAUUGCUUAAGUAAAUAAAUACACAAAUUAUUUGUGCAAAGUUGUUAAAGUUUAUUUUUACAUCAGACAUUGUAAUAUUUCUGUUUCUUCAUUGCAAGUUAACGGAUUAUAGGCCAUUCACAAUGAAGUACCCUAUAAAACUAAAGUGACCACUGUUAUUAAAAUUACUGUUUCACCUGGCAGAAUUAAUUACUAUAGAAAAUUUACAAUAUAUUUUUAAGAACAGUUGACUUUAAUAUUUGAAAAGUUAUUGAUCCUAAAACGAAACCUAAAUUGAAGGCCUAAGACAUUUAACAAGCUCUUUUUGAACUUAAACUGUUAUGGGCUAAGUGAAGAUCAUCUAAACUAGCAUUAAUUAGCAUGAGUCAAGUAGAAUUUCUUGAUAAAAGAACAACCAGAUGAAAAGUGAAAGAUGAUUGGUUUCAAGCCAACAGUUUGUCAUCUUUCAGCUGCUAAACUUGACUACCAAGUUUUGAUGUUGAAUAGUCUAGGCAACUUACAUCUUUAGGAAAGUUUGUGGCAAAAGUCACGUGUUAAAAACAUUUUUCUUAAGAAUUUCAUGGCUACUCAUUUAUUUUCAUUUUGUCCCCAUAUUAUGUUUGGUAUUUAUUUUUUUUCUUUUUACUGAUGUGCUUUGCUUUUGUGGAAAAUUGUCUUGUUUGACAGGUAGAAACGUGGUGGUGAUACUCUAUGUAAAAUAAAAUUACUUCUUAUCAGAAAUAUUCAUUUUAGAAUUGCAAUAUUUUUGCAUUUUCAUGCAUACAUACUUUAAAUGAUUAUUUGCUUAUUAAAUUUUUGUAGCAUUUCAUGGGAAUAUUUUAAACUAAAAGAGUUUAAUUUUCUUGAUUUAGGAUGCACUUUAAUAAUUUAAGAGGCCUCCAAGUUCAAGGACCAAACUUCUAUGCUUUAGGAUCUUGAGAAACAUGGAAAUACUCUUGUUAGCAUGAGUUUUGGUCUAAACUGGAUUAAUGCAGAAGGAUCCUAAGAGGACUUAAGAAAAGAUGUCCUUAUUGUAAACUGGCAGUCAAACUAAUGAGACAGGUAACUUAUGUAUUCAUUUUGACUUAGUCCAACAGUAAUGGCCAUCAGCUAAUGAAUUAUUAGACAUAUGUUGGGAUUGGAUCAAACUCCCAUUCACCUGGAGUGGGUUGACAGUUUCCUGUGCAGGUAGUUGUUGGUGGCAUUUGACCUACCUCCCUACCAAAUACAUCUGGCAUUUUCUUUCACCCGUCUUCCUUUUUUCUUGUUUAUCUCUUCAUUCUUCUUGCCAUAGGACUGCCAGUGGCACUAAAACUUACCCCCUUGAGAAGGAAGUAAAGAAAUUGCUGACUCCUACCUUAGAACAGCGCUAACUGACCCCAGAAACAUUUCUGUAUUGUGAGGAAAUCAGGCAGUUUUUAUGACUGCUGUUUGCCCCAUAAUCUAAAGUUGGUAGUUUGAAAGAUAGCAAUAUUGUUAAGAAAUUUGUAAAUUAAAGAGAGUUAGAAGUAUGUGUAUUUUAGGUAAGUUACUGGGGGCUGAGACUGACUGGUUUGGAAAUCUGAGAG
Pteronotus mesoamericanus is the source of this 8162-nucleotide messenger RNA. It is a transcript of the gene PURA, whose product is annotated as purine rich element binding protein A. Gene Ontology annotation, biological process: regulation of transcription by RNA polymerase II. Gene Ontology annotation, molecular function: RNA polymerase II transcription regulatory region sequence-specific DNA binding; DNA-binding transcription factor activity, RNA polymerase II-specific; purine-rich negative regulatory element binding. The transcript has 2 exons. Lineage: Eukaryota; Metazoa; Chordata; Mammalia; Chiroptera; Mormoopidae. The record is from RefSeq and is a predicted model, not a curated record. Gene Ontology annotation, cellular component: nucleus. Bases 560 to 1528 code for a protein of 322 amino acids.